CGCUUUCGUCUAUAUAAGGGCGUCCCGGCCCCGCGGCCCCGGCCCCGCCGCAUUCUUCUGCCUUGUAUGGGCCGGGCCGGGCCGGGCCGGGACCCUGGGCCCACCCGCCCCGCGGAGCCGCGUCCCGCAGAGCAGCCCCGGCCCCGCAGCUCCCGCACGUCCCGCAGCUCCGGCAGCGCCCGCGGCUCCCCGCUCCGGGACAGGCUCUCUGCGGUUGUAGGAGGAGUUUGCGGCCACCUCCCCCCUCCGAGGCGCUGCGGCCACAUUCCCCCGCCGAGGUACUUCCCCAGCCACCAAGAUGUCCAGCAAACGUGCCAAAGCCAAGACCACCAAGAAGCGCCCCCAGCGCGCCACCUCCAACGUCUUUGCCAUGUUCGACCAGUCCCAGAUCCAGGAGUUCAAGGAGGCUUUCAACAUGAUUGACCAGAACCGCGAUGGCUUCAUUGACAAGGAGGAUCUGCACGACAUGCUGGCUUCCCUUGGGAAGAACCCCACUGACGAGUACCUGGAGGGGAUGAUGAGCGAGGCACCGGGGCCCAUCAACUUCACCAUGUUCCUCACCAUGUUUGGGGAGAAGCUGAACGGCACCGACCCCGAGGACGUGAUCCGCAACGCCUUCGCCUGCUUUGACGAGGAGGCCUCAGGCUUCAUCCACGAGGACCACCUGCGUGAGCUGCUGACCACCAUGGGGGACAGGUUCACUGACGAGGAGGUGGAUGAGAUGUACCGGGAGGCGCCCAUCGACAAAAAGGGCAACUUCAACUACGUGGAGUUCACCCGCAUCCUGAAGCACGGGGCCAAGGACAAGGACGAUUAGAGCCCGCGGCCACUCACCCCUACUGCCCCAUCCCCUGCACAUCCCCUGCCCCCUGGCCCCCUUGCUGCCCCACAGCAGACUCCUCCCACAGGAAACACCUUCCAGGAUCAUCACCCUGCAUCAGGACAUGGCUGGAGGGGAGACGCUCCCAUCACUGUGCUGGGCGUGCCCUUCCAGCCUCCCCCUCACAUCACCUCUCCUGCCCUCUGGGCACCCCAGCCUUGCCACUGACCCCCUCAAAGCCACUAUGCCACUGGUCCCGGGGCUGGGGUGAGCAUCCCCUGCUGCCCUGCAGGGGUUUGAGCUGGCUCCAGCCUGAGCAAGCCCCAUUCAGAGCCAUAGCACAGAGGAAAAGCCUCUCUGCCUCUCCUCCCACACUCCCCCUUCAGGAAAGAUCCCCCACUUUGUUCCUCCUCCCUGGCUGUUUUAUGGCUUUGGAGCCUGAGAUCUGAGGGAUUCAGGAAGCUGGAGGGGUGUAUAAAGCCUGAUGGGUGUGACAGACGUGUGCUGUGUGGCUGCCUUGUGCUCCCCGGGCUGUGCCCAGUGCCUUGGGAAGGUGGGUUUGGUUGGGCACUGCAGCUCCUCGCCUUGCUGCCCUUGUCAGCCAGUGCCCCUUGCAAUGGGGCAGCCUGGUUUUGAAGCCAAAUUGCUCUCAAAUGAUGUAAAAUCAGCUUGAGCAUCAUUUUCUGCCUUUAGCUGGUGGGCUGAAGGUCGUUGUGCUCAGCCCCUGUAUCAGGAUGGGCUGAGAGACAUGAGGUGCCAGCCAUGCUCCCCACAUCAACUGUCCCAGGGUGCCAGGGGCUUGGCUACCCUUCUGUGUCACCCUGCAUGGGUGGGGGAACAAGAGACAGAGAGGAUAAGAAAUGGGGAGGAGCUUUGUCCCCUUGGUUUGGUUAUUUGUCACCUCCCUGACAAGGAUGUGGGAGCAUGGGGCGCUCCCACCUUGUGAAGCUGUGGUCUGAAAACGCUGCUUGAAGGCUGCCCUGGAGGGAGGCACAAGUUCCAGCAAUUCCUUAUUUAAAAUGGGGGGACAAACCUACAAAACCUGGUGAGGGCAUAGUGCACGGCAGAGGUGCUACCAGUGCUUGGUAGGGUCUGUGGGAGCUCCAUGGGCAUAGGCUGGGCUCAGAGGCCUCAGAGACACUCCAGGCCCCAGGUGCUGCUCUCUCACCUGGGAGGUGAUCCAUGAAUGAAAAGCUUCUCCUUGGUCUCAGUGUUCCUAUUUUGCAGGCACUACCAACACCAGGAAAAAUAAAGCAAAUUGUCAGACGUG
Passer montanus (Eurasian tree sparrow) is the source of this 2090-nucleotide messenger RNA. RefSeq names its product myosin light chain 9 (gene MYL9). The record is from RefSeq and is a predicted model, not a curated record. NCBI's taxonomy places the organism in Eukaryota, Metazoa, Chordata, Aves, Passeriformes, Passeridae. Bases 299 to 817 code for a protein of 172 amino acids. Gene Ontology annotation, biological process: platelet aggregation; myofibril assembly. Gene Ontology annotation, cellular component: myofibril; stress fiber; cytoplasm. The transcript is spliced from 5 exons. Gene Ontology annotation, molecular function: calcium ion binding.